UAACACAAAAGAAUUCGUUAGUAGCCGUGCCGUGAUGGUAGUACCGGCGAAGUGGUACUCAGGGGUUACAGGUUAACAUAACAAGCUAUAGCUGCAAGACUAUUGAAACAUAAAGUCGAGCCUCACAGGUUAUUCGUCAUGUCUUUGACUCAAGUCAGCCGGCUUUUGCCUAUGAGGAACCCAAUCAUAAUGACUGUGAGAACCAGGACAAGAGCUCCUAACAUUAAAAGGCCAGCAGUGCCCCACUUCACACGUGCUGUGGUCCUUGAACUAACAAAACCCAUCCACAAGAAGAAAGAUGAAGGUGUCCAUCCAAGGGAAAAUUGUAUGAGGAAGCUGAGAGCUAUUGAGGGAGAGAUGAAACAGGUCAACCCUUAUGAACAAAUCUUAGCCAAUGAAUUCCGCGAGAAAAUAGAAAAUGCAAAGCUUGUCGCAAUAUUUCACAUGCUUCCUACAUCAGAAGCCGGAUUAUUUGCAGCCCGGUUGCAGCUCAUCAAGAUGAAUAUGAAAUACAUAAAACAUAAUAAUACGAUUAUGAGACUUGCUUUCAUGGGUACUAAAUAUGAGGCGCUCUUAAGCCUGUAUAAGUCCACCACUUGUACUUUUGUUGGUGAUGAGAUUGCUGUGGCUAAGUUGCUGAAGAUCCAGAAAAAGAUAAGUUCUUUAGUAUUGCUUGGUGGUAUUGUGGAAGGAAGAUUCAUGAGUGUCCAGGACCUGCAGCGCUAUGCCAACUUGCCAUCCCUACACACUCUCCAGGCACAGCUUGUCAGCAUCCUUGGCACCCCAGCACAGCAACUCUCUCAAAAUCUCUCUGCAAAUCAGGUGGAGCUGUCUUCUGCCCUGUCUCGUUAUGCUGAUGACACAAAGCCUGAGGAUGACUCCAAGGCAUUGCCCAGCUCAUAGUUGGGAAGGUGAUGUCUAUAACUUAGAAUUGUACAGAAGGAAUUACGUGUAAUAUAAUGUAAGAUUUUGUUACAUAUAUUAAAUUAGAAAUUCAUCGACA
This is a messenger RNA of Portunus trituberculatus (swimming crab), 1003 nucleotides long. RefSeq names its product 39S ribosomal protein L10, mitochondrial-like (gene mRpL10). Lineage: Eukaryota; Metazoa; Arthropoda; Malacostraca; Decapoda; Portunidae. Gene Ontology annotation, molecular function: structural constituent of ribosome. Gene Ontology annotation, cellular component: mitochondrial large ribosomal subunit. The record is from RefSeq and is a predicted model, not a curated record. The transcript has 6 exons. Gene Ontology annotation, biological process: translation. The coding region runs from base 139 to 903 and encodes 254 amino acids.